Molecule: messenger RNA, 1908 nt
Organism: Quercus lobata
Lineage: Eukaryota; Viridiplantae; Streptophyta; Magnoliopsida; Fagales; Fagaceae
Product: alanine--glyoxylate aminotransferase 2 homolog 2, mitochondrial-like
Cellular component (GO): mitochondrion
Molecular function (GO): pyridoxal phosphate binding; transaminase activity
Source: RefSeq, a predicted model, not a curated record
CAGUCACUCAUUCCCACGUUUAAAAAAGAUCUUCGGCUGCUCAAAUACAAAGCUCUCUCCACUAAGACGCAGAGAGAGAGAGAGAGAGAGAGAGAGAGAGAGAGUAGCAACUAUCAACUAUCAACGAAGAAGAUGCAGCGAAUCAUCCAAACCGCAGUGACACUAUCGCACAGAAAUUCCAGGUCCAAUUCUCGCUGCUUUCUCUCCCAGCUAGCCCAUACCCAAAACUCCAUUCAAGACAACAAUGAUAUUCUCACACCCAAAAUGCCCCACUUCGAUUACACCCCACCCCCUUACACUGGCCCAUCUUCUGCUGAGAUCCUGAAGAAGCGCAAGGAGUACCUCAGCCCAUCCCUGUUCCAUUUCUACAACAACCCCUUGAAUUUGGUAGAUGGGAAAAUGCAAUAUUUAUAUGACGAAACUGGUCGUAGAUAUUUGGAUUCAUUUGGUGGGAUAGCCACAGUUUGUUGUGGACAUUGUCACCCUGAUGUGGUGGAAGCAAUUGUUAACCAAACAAAGCGGUUGCAGCACUCUACGGUUCUGUAUCUGAAUAAUGCUAUUGCUGACUUUGCCGAGGCUCUGGCAUCUAAGAUGCCCGGAGAUCUCAAGGUUGUUUAUUUCACAAACUCUGGGACAGAAGCGAAUGAGUUGGCUUUGAUGAUUGCGCGGUUGUAUACAGGCUGCCAUGACAUUAUUUCACUUAGAAACGGGUAUCAUGGGAAUGCAGCUGGGACAAUGGGUGCUACUGCUCAAUCUAAUUACAAGUUCAAUGUUGUACAGACUGGAGUUCACCAUGCCCUGAACCCAGAUCAGUACCGAGGUGUCUUUGGUUCAGAUGGAGUAAAAUAUGCUAAAGAUGUCCAAGACAUCAUUGACUAUGGAACUAGUGGUCAUGUAGGUGGCCUUAUUGCAGAAGCGAUACAGGGAGUAGGUGGAAUUAUGGAGUUGGCGCCAGGUUACCUGCAAGCCGUGUAUGACAGCAUUAGAAAAGCUGGCGGCCUUUGUAUAGCUGAUGAGGUUCAGUCAGGGUUUGCUCGGACAGGCAGUCAUUUCUGGGGCUUCGAAGCACAUGGUGUUGUUCCUGAUAUUGUGACCAUGGCAAAGGGAAUAGGAAAUGGCAUUCCCAUUGGUGCAGUGGUAACAACUCCUGAGGUUGCAAAGGUCUUGACUUACCGCAAUUAUUUUAACACCUUUGGGGGAAACCCUGUAUGUUCUGCUGGUGGUCUGGCUGUUCUGAGAGUGAUUGAGAAGGAAAAGCUUCAGCAGAAUGCAUUUGUUGUGGGGUCAUAUCUGAAAGAGCGUCUUAGUGCCCUUAAGGAAAAACAUGAAAUAAUUGGCGAUGUGAGGGGGAGAGGUUUGAUGCUUGGAGUUGAACUUGUAACAGACCGCCAGUUAACAACUCCAGCUAAGGCUGAAAUUCUACAUAUUAUGGACCAGAUGAGAGAAUUGGGAGUGCUGAUAGGAAAAGGUGGGUUUUAUGGAAAUGUUGUUAGGGUCACACCUCCUCUCUGCUUCACCAAAGAAGAUGCUGAUUUUCUUGUGGAUGUGAUGGACUACACAAUGUCAAAGAUGUGAGAUCUACAAGGAUCAAGUUGCAAAGCUGAUUAUGCAUGAUUAGCCCUUUUUCUUUUUGAGGAACCAUUAUUAGCCUUUUAACUAACAAUAUAGUAGUAUUUUUUAGGUGUGUGUUUCUUUGGAAGUGCAAGCUGUUUAUAUAUGUACUGGUUUCUAUGGAAUAAAAUGUUCCCUUGCUGGAAGAUGUUGAGACACCACCUCGUUGUCUCUCUCUUCCUUUGCAACAGGAACUUUCCUCAUAUUCAGGUAGUAAAUUUGUUUUCAAAUAAGACUUGUGCUCAACCUUACUUUACAUAGGUAAGGAUGGCAAUAGCAAAGGGUGUUCCUUUUUUU